Molecule: messenger RNA, 2261 nt
Organism: Enhydra lutris kenyoni (northern sea otter)
Lineage: Eukaryota; Metazoa; Chordata; Mammalia; Carnivora; Mustelidae
Product: CD55 molecule (Cromer blood group)
Exons: 10
Coding region: 70-1254 (394 amino acids)
Source: RefSeq, a predicted model, not a curated record
GCUGCCGCUACUUACCGCUCCUUGCUGGAGCGAGCUUCCACUUAACUCCGGUCUCGGUCCCCGUGCGCCAUGUACCUCCUCGGCGGGCUAAUCGCCCCGCCGCUGCUGCUGCUGCCGCUGCUGCUGCUGUGUCCGCCUGCGGCGCAGGGUGACUGCAGCUUUCCCCCAGAGGUACCUAAUGCCAUACAAACUGUGGGUGACCUCCAGAGUUUUCCUGAAAGAACCACAGUAACAUACAAAUGUAAAGAAGGCUUUGUAAAGGUUCCUGGCAAGGCAGACUCCGUGGUCUGUCUCAACAAUAAAUGGUCAGAGGUGGCAGAAUUUUGUAACCGUAGCUGUGACGUUCCAACCAGGCUACAAUUUGCAUCUCUCAAAAAGUCUUUCACCAAACAGAAUUAUUUCCCAGUGGGUUCCAUUGUGGAAUAUGAAUGCCGACCUGGCUACCAAAGGGACCAUCUUCUCUCAGGAAAACUAACUUGCCUUCCGAAUUUUACAUGGUCCAAACCCGAUGAAUUUUGUAAAAGAAAAUCAUGUCCUAAUCCUGGAGAUUUAAGACAUGGUCAUGUCAGCAUUCCAACUGACAUAUUGUAUGCCGCAGUUAUCCAAUUCUCGUGUAACAAGGGGUACAGGUUAGUCGGUGCAGCUUCUAGUUACUGUUCCAUUGUAGAUGACGAUGUUGGAUGGAGUGAUCCAUUACCUGAAUGCCAAGAAAUUUUUUGUCCGGAACCACCAAAAAUUAGCAACGGAGUCAUUCUAGAUCCACAGAACACUUAUGUGUAUCAACAGGCUGUAAAAUAUGCAUGUAUAAAAGGCUUCACCCUGAUCGGAGAGGACUCUAUUUAUUGUACUGUUAAAGGUGACCAAGGAGAAUGGAGUGGCCCACUGCCUGAAUGCAAAGGUUCUCAGAUUUCUGCAGUCAUACCAGCAUCAGAGACACCCACCACAGUAAAUGCAUCAGCUACAAAGCCCACAUCAACUCCUCAGAAACCCACCACUGCAAAUGUUACAGGUACCAAAGUUACAUCAGCUCCUCAGAAACCCAGCACAGGGAAUGUUCCAGGUACCAAAGCUACAUCAACUCCUCAGAAACCCACUACAGCGGAUGUUUCAGCAAAACAGAAUUCAGCUACUCCCAGGACAACCAGCGCACCUCACGGAAGAGGGACCUUCUCUUCAGAUGCUGCCAUCAUUGCAGUUGGACACACAUGUAUAAUACUGACAGUCUUGUUUAUGAUGCUAGUAACCAUUGGCUAGCCAAUUUAGCCGAAGAAGAAUUAAGAAGAAAAUGCACACCAGUAUGCAGAAUAUUUCUAGUUUCUUAGACCUUUCUGGAGGAGUGGACAAAAUAAAUGUAAUAGUGCUCUUCAUUUCGCAUGUUAUCAUUGUCCUUAAGGUGCAUAGGAAAACCAAAGAAGCAAGGAGAAGCGAAUCUGUCCUGGGACACUCCCAAACCUCUUGAAAAUAGAAGAACUUGCAAGAUUUAGAGUGAUUACUUUCCUCAAAGUUUAGGAAACCAUAGAGGUUUGUUUGUACUUAGAACGUGAGCAUGAAGAAAAGGAAAUGCGUCAUUUUUUUUCACUAGAUAUGUAGUGUUAUUUUUGUUUACAAAGAAAAUUAAAAACUAAAAACAGUAAUUGGAUAUUGGAAAGAAACAAAAAACCUAGCCUCUUCUGAGCAAACCUGCUGAAGAGAGAUGAACUGUAUUAUAAAAUAACUCUUGAUUGUAAGGCAUUUUCUUCUUUUCUCAUUCCAUUAAAAUGAGUCUGAACGGGUUAGGAAAUAUUUUAAAGGGAAAACAUGCUUAUGAUGUGAGAAUGUUGAUUUUUUUGGGUUCGUUGGUGGCAAAGGAGGAAUACAGAAUGAAGGAAUAACUCUUUCUUUGUCCCACAAAUAUAGGUAUCCAGUUAGGACUUAGCCUCUCACUUGUAAGUAAGAUGGAUUGGCUAUAAUUUUGUUUAAGGACAAUUUUUUUUUUUUUCUCUUGGAGAAGAAACCCUAUGAAAGGGUGAAAGGUGUCUCCAUUAACUUAAUAUCUCUAAAAGUAUCCAGCGAUAUUAUAUUAACAUAAGAAAAGAGUCUAUAUUUCUGAAGUGAGAUGUUCAUAACCAAAUUGUAAAUCUUAUUCUUUUGUAAUACUGAGAUUAAUUUAUUUAUAUUUAUUUAUGUCAGUGAAUGCAUUGGUUUUACAUGUAUAGCAAGACAAGUUCAAGAAGAUAUGUAAAGAAAAAUUGAUUUUCCCUAAAUAGAAAUAAAUAAUUGAU